GAGAGAGAGAGAUGCGCUUUCUGCAGUCGGACUUUCGGCGUCAUUGAGAGACUACUAAUGCAGUGCGCCUAAAGGUUCUGCGGUCCAGGGAAUGCCUUAUCGACCACGUCCACACCACACAAUGAUUCAGACAGGAACGGAGGCUGCAAACUUUUGAGCGGAGGUGGUGUGUGUACGUGUGUGUGUUAUGAUUCAUGCAGAGAGAAGCUGAAACGUAGAGUUCCGCUAAAUAAUUGGAAACAAAACGUAAGGACGCCGAGUCGGAAGAGAGGACGCGCGUGGAGCAGGUUGCAGCUACAGAGGCUUUUAAAACCCGAACCUCAUCCUUCCCUUCUAAACAGCGUGUAAGGUUUGUCUGGAGCCUGUCCCGGAUAUAAAGACGAAGCUCGCGUUAUCAGAAUCUUUCAUUCCCCCGUUUUGCUGUGAAAUCCUCCAGCAGCAUCCGUGAACCCCGCAGUCUGCUCGAGAUGGUUCAGUCCGCCUGCGCGAAUCCGCUCCCGACGCGAGGGGAUUUUUCUCAGCGCCGACACGAAGCAAAUCUUCCCGUGAAAACCAUCUGAUAAUAGUGAACAUCCGCCGAGACGCAACAAAACCCCCGAAACAACACCGCAAAUACCUGCCAUGGGCGCCACUUUGAAAUCGGAAGACGCGGGACUUGUACGGACUGCCUGUGAAUGCGCAGGGAAAUCGGGGAGAAUAAGGUUUUUCUUACUAAUGAAGACGGGAGUAACCUCGCAGCCCUGGAACCGGCUUCUGCUUUUGUACAUUGUGCUGCUCGCUGCCUCGGUUCACGGCAACGCUCAAAACUGCAGUUACACACUAUAUAAUCCAAAUGGAACGAUAGAAAGCCCUGGAUACCCUUACGGAUACCCGAACUAUGCCAAUUGCACAUGGGUGAUUGUGGCACAAGAACACAACCGGAUACAGCUGGUUUUCCAAGGGUUUGCUUUAGAAGAGGACUUUGACAUACUGUCUGUCUACGAUGGGCAGCCAAGUCCUGGAAACCUACGGACCCGGUUAACAGGCUUCCGGCUUCCUCCUCCAAUAGUCAGCACUGGAGCGAGACUCACACUGUGGCUACUAUCGGACUAUGCUGUGAGUGGCCAGGGCUUCAAAGCAAUAUAUGAAGCUCUUCCUAGCUACACUUGUGGUAACCCCGGGCAGCUGCAGAAUGGCCUCCAGCAGGGCUCCACUUUUAACAUCGGGGAUAAGAUUCGCUACAGCUGCAGCCAGGGAUUCGUUCUGGAAGGCCACGCUGUGCUUUCGUGCCUGGCCACAUCCUCAGGCACGGCUGCUUGGGACUUCCCCCUGCCCUACUGCCGAGCAGACGAUGGCUGUGGGGGAACACUACGAGGUCAGAGCGGCGUCAUCACAAGUCCAAACUACCCACAGGAGUAUAACAAUAAUGCUGACUGCACAUGGACAGUGCUGGCUGAGCCAGGUGACACCAUCGCCCUCGUUUUCACUGACUUCCAGCUAGAAGAAGACUACGAUGUCCUGGAAGUCAGUGGUACAGAUGGCUCCGCACAGUGGUUCACAGGUCCAAAUCUUCCCUCACCUAUUAUUAGCAGUAAGAAUUGGCUACGUAUCCACUUUACCACUGAUGGCAACCAUAAGCUAAGGGGAUUCAGUGCUCAGUACCAAGUAAAGAAGAUGACAGAGCUGAAGUCCAGAGGAGUAAAGAUGCUUCCAAGUAAAGACAACCACAGCAAGAUUUCAGUGUUAUCCCAGAUGGGUGUGGCGCAAGGACACAACAUGUGCCUGGACCCUGGGAUCCCAGACAGGGGGAAAAGAAAAGGCACGGACUUCAGACGUGGGGCCACAGUGCACUUCUCCUGUGAUGAAGGUUAUGAGCUGCAGGGCUCCAAGAGCAUAACCUGCAUGCGUGUAACUGACAACUACGUAGGCUGGAGUGAUGACCGACCCAUCUGUAGAGCACCCAUGUGUGGAGGCCAACUUCGAGGCCCCAGUGGUGUCAUUACUUCCCCCAACUUCCCAGUCCAAUAUGAUAACAAUGCCAACUGCACAUGGAUCAUUACAGCUUCAGACCCUUCCAAGGUAAUAAAGUUGACCUUUGAAGACUUUGACUUGGAGCGUGGCUACGACACUCUAACGGUGGGCGAUGGCGCUGUAAUUGGGGACCAAAGGACUGUCUUUCAUGUGCUUUCAGGAACUAACACUCCAGACCUGGUGGUAAGCACCAGUCAUCAGAUGUGGCUGAAUUUCAAGACAGAUGACACCAGUGGGUCCUUGGGAUUCAAAGUGUCUUAUGAGGAAAUUGACCAGGGGGGGUGUGGAGACCCUGGAAUUCCAGCCUACGGCAAGCGAGAAGGCACAGGCUUCAGGCACGGUGACAGACUGUAUUUUGAAUGUCUACCUGCCUUUGAGCUGGUGGGAAAGAAGAACAUCACCUGUCAAAAGAACAACCAGUGGUCAGCCAAGAAGCCCAGCUGUGUGUUCUCAUGCUUUUUUAACUUCACUACACCAUCUGGAGUUCUGCUCUCGCCCAACUACCCUCAGGAGUAUGGGAACAACAUGCACUGCGUGUGGCUGAUCAUUGCUAAGCCUGAGAGCAGGAUCAACCUGGCCUUCAACGACCUGAGCAUGGAAAAGCAGUUUGACUUUCUGUCCAUUAAAGAUGGAGGGAAGGCUGAGUCACCCAUUUUGGGCAGUUUUUCUGGGGAUGUUCUGCCUUCGCCCAUCACCACGAGUGGACACGUAGCACGGCUGGAGUUUCUCACUGAUCACACGUAUACUGACCGUGGUUUCAACAUCACCUUUACGACAUUUCGUCACAAUGAGUGCCCCGAUCCUGGUGUUCCUGUCAAUGGGAAGCGCUUUGGGGAGAAUUUGCAGCUGGGCAGUUCCAUUUCAUUCCUAUGCGAGGAGGGUUUUGUGAAGACCCAUGGCUCCCAGACCAUUUCCUGCAUCCUCAAAGAUGGCAAUGUAGUGUGGGACAAUGCUGUGCCACGCUGUGAAGCUCCAUGUGGUGGAGAUUUGAAAGCUCCCAGCGGCAUCAUCCUGUCCCCCGGAUGGCCCGAGCUCUAUAAAGAGGCUCUCAACUGCGAGUGGAUCAUUGAGGCUCCACCUGGAUACCCGAUCAAGAUCAUCUUUGACAAGUUUCGGACAGAGGUUAACUAUGACGUGCUGGAGGUGCGGGACGGGCGAUAUCCCUCCUCGCCAAUGAUUGGUAGUUACCAAGGUACCCAAGUGCCCCAGUUUCUCAUUAGCACCUCCAACUUCCUCUACCUGCUCUUCACGACAGACAAGAGCCAUUCUGACAUCGGCUUCCGGAUCCGAUACGAGACCUUGCAGCUGCAGUCUGACCACUGUGUUGAUCCCGGGAUUCCAGUCAAUGGCCAACGGCAUGGCAAUGAUUUCUAUGUGGGCGCACUUGUGACCUUUAGCUGUGAUGCAGGAUACACCCUAAGUGACCCCGAGCCUCUAGAAUGCGAGCCAAACUUCCAGUGGAAUCAUCCCCUUCCUAGCUGUGAUGCACUUUGUGGCGGGUUUAUCCAAGGAAACUUUGGCACUAUUCUGUCCCCUGGAUUUCCAGACUUCUACCCUCACAACCUCAAUUGUACCUGGAUGAUUGAGACCUCACAUGGCAAAGGUGUCCAGUUCACCUUCCAUACAUUUCACCUGGAGAGCCCGCAUGACUAUCUCCUAGUGACAGAGAAUGGUAGUUUUUCUCAUCCACUUUGGAGGCUGACCGGCUCCAUCCUGCCUCCCCCUCUCAGUGCCGGGCUGUUCGGGAACUACACUGCUCAGAUCCGCUUCCUUUCAGAUUUUUCUGUGUCUUACGAGGGCUUUAAUAUCACCUACUCAGAGUAUGAUCUAGAGCCAUGUGAGGACCCAGGUGUGCCUCCAUUCAGUACACGUAAAGGGCUGCAGUUUGGCGUAGGGGAUGCACUCUUCUUCUCCUGCUUUCCUGGGUACCGGUUGGAGGGGCCAGCCAAGGUGGUGUGUUUAGGGGGGCGGCGGCGGGUUUGGAGUUCCCCUCUCCCAAGGUGUGUUGCUGAAUGCGGUUCUUCUGUGACUGGGAAACAAGGCAUCCUCCUGUCUCCAAACUACCCCGGCUACUAUGGCAACAAUCAUGAGUGCAUCUACUCCAUCCAGACCCAACCUGGCAAAGGCAUUCAGCUUCGGGCUCGAGACUUCCGCCUGGAGGACGACGACAUGCUAAUGGUGUAUGACGGCAGCAGUAACCGUGCUCGUUUGCUAGGAGCCUUCAUGGGCACAGAGCUAAUGGAGGUGACGCUAAACAGCACGUCCAGUAGUAUGUGGCUGGAGUUUAUCAGCAACAGUGAGAACACCAGCAAAGGCUUCGAGCUGCACUUCACCAGUUUUGAUCUGGUUAAAUGUGAGGAUCCAGGCAUGCCUCAGUUUGGCUAUAAGCUGGAGGAUAAGGGUCACUUUGCAGGAAGCACGGUGUCAUACAGCUGUGAUCCUGGUUAUACCUUAAAGGGUAAUGAGGUGCUGACAUGUCUCAGAGGGGAGAGAAGAGCCUGGGACAGUCCUCUACCGCAGUGUAUAGCUGAGUGUGGUGGGAUGAUCAAGGACGAGCCCACGGGUCGCAUCCUGUCUCCAGGUUACCCAGCGCCCUAUGAGCACAAUCUGCACUGUGUGUGGACCAUCGAGGCUCCACCUGGAAGCACCAUCGGGCUGCACUUUCUGGUUUUCCACACGGAGGAGGUGCACGAUGUGUUGCGGAUCUGGGACGGGCCUCAGGACGGAGGUGUACUUCUUAAAGAAUUGAGUGGCUCCACGCUGCCUCUGGAUCUCCACAGCACCUUCAACUCCAUCAGCCUGCAGUUCACUACAGACUUCUUCACCAGCAAACAGGGCUUUGCUCUGCAGUUCUCAGUGUCCACAGCUACAUCCUGUAACGACCCAGGCUUUCCUACUAAUGGCACACGCAGUGGGGACAGUAAAGAGCCGGGGGACUACGUGCUGUUCCAGUGUGAUCCUGGUUACCUGCUUCAGGGAGCCAGUAAAAUUACCUGCACUGAGAUCAACAACCGUUUCUUCUGGCAACCUGAACCACCCACCUGCUCAGCACCGUGUGGGGGGAACCUAACUGGACCAAGUGGGCUGAUUUUGUCCCCUGAAUACCCCGAGCCCUACCCUCAUGGCAGGGAGUGUGACUGGACAGUCACUGUAACCCAAGACUACAUCAUCUCCCUCACUUUCAACCACUUUAGCCUAGAGCCCAGCUAUGACUUCCUGCACAUAUACGAUGGACCUGACUCUCUCAGCCCGCUGUUGGGAAGCUUCUAUGGUACUGAUGUCCCAGACCGCAUAGAGAGUAGCUCCAAUAGACUUUUCCUGGCUUUCAGGAGCGAUGCGUCGCUCAGCAGCAACGGCUUUGUCUUGCAGUACACAGAGAAUCCCAGAGAGUCCUGCUUCGAGCCAGGUCUUGUCCGGAACGGGACUCGAAUUGGCACAGAGCUGAAGCUUGGUUCAACGGUCACCUACUACUGUGAUAACGGCUAUACGCUGGAGGGAGAAGCGGUCCUCACCUGUGUCAUGGGGGCAGACAGCAAACCCACAUGGAACAAACCAAAACCAGUUUGUAUAGCUCUGUGUGGUGGCCAGUACUCUGGGCUGGAGGGAGUUGUGCUCUCACCUGGAUAUCCUGGAAACUACAGUGGUGGGAGAACAUGUCUCUACUCAGUGCUUGUGCCCAAUGAUUAUGUGGUCUUCAGCCAGUUUGCCUUCUUCCAGACGGCUCUGAACGACGUGGUGGAGGUUUACGAUGGUCCAACACAACAUGCCCGGGUCUUGAGCUCUCUCUCAGGGUCUCACUCAGGUGAGUCCCUGCCACUGGCCACCUCCAACCAGAUCCUCAUCCGCUUCACCUCUAAAGGACACUCCUCGUCCAGAGGCUUUCACCUCGUCUACCAAGCCGUCCCAAGAACCAGUGCCACUCAGUGCAGCUCGGUUCCAGAGCCAAGGCACGGGAGACGCACAGGAAACAACUUUGCUGUAGGAGCUGUGGUACGAUUCGAAUGUAACGCAGGCUACGUGCUGGAAGGCCCCAGUGCCAUCGAUUGCCUGACAGUACCUAAUGCCCUGGCACAGUGGAACAACACCAUCCCCAGCUGUAUAGUUCCCUGUGGGGGAAAUCUGACCCAGCGUACAGGCACCAUUCUGUCUCCUGGUUACCCUGAGCCCUAUCUGAACAGCUUGAGCUGUGUGUGGAAAAUCACUGUCCCCGAGGGAUCGGGGAUACAGAUCCAGGUGAUCAGCUUUGUGACUGAGCAGAACUGGGACUCGCUGGAGGUGUUUGACGGGGGUGACAACACUGACGCCAUGCUGGGGAGCUUCUCAGGAACCUCAGUGCCAGGACUUUUGAACAGCACAUCCAACCAGCUGUACCUGCACUUCUUCUCAGAUAUCAGUGUGUCAGCGGCCGGCUUCAGGCUGGAAUACAAGACGGUGUCCCUCACAAGCUGUCCUGAACCUGUUAUACCUAUGAAUGGUUUUAAAGUGGGGGAGCGUUUACAGAUGAACAAUGUCGUGUCUUUCCAGUGUGAUCCUGGAUAUACUUUACAGGGAGUGUCACAUAUCACCUGCAUGCCAGGAACAGUGCGGCGCUGGAAUUAUCCUCCACCACUCUGCAUUGCACAGUGUGGUGGGAUCAGAGAAGAGAUGGAAGGAACCAUCCUGAGUCCUGGUUUCCCUGGAAACUACCCUAGCAACAGCGACUGCACUUGGAGGAUCUACUUACCAGUCGGCUAUGGAGCCCACGUACAGUUUCUUAAUUUCUCAACCGAAGCCAACCAUGACUUUCUGGAGAUCAGGAACGGGCCUUUUGACACUAGCACUGUGAUCGGACGAUUCAGCGGGCAGGAUGUCCCGGCAUCUCUUCUAACAACAUCCCAUGAAACCACAGUGUACUUCCACAGUGAUCAUUCCCAGAAUAAACCAGGAUUCAGAUUUGAUUAUCAAGCCUAUGAGCUCCAAGAAUGUUCAGACCCCGAGCCUUUUCACCAUGGCGUAGUGGUGGGUGCUGGGUAUAAUGUAGGCCAGUCCAUCUCCUUCGAGUGUUACCCAGGAUAUCAGCUAAUGGGUCAGUCCAUUCUCACUUGCCAACAUGGUACAACCCGCACCUGGGAUCAUCCCUUUCCUCGGUGUGAAGCACCUUGUGGAGGGAGUAUUGCAUCAGACAACGGAACCAUAUUUUCUCCUGGCUAUCCGGACGAGUACCCGAGCUCUGCAGAAUGCACAUGGCUAAUCACGGUUGCCCCUGGAUUGGGAGUGCGCCUUAAUUUCACCCUGCUGCAAGUUCACGGGCCCCAUGACUUCAUUACUGUUUGGGACGGACCACAGGAGAACGCACGGAAGCUUGGCGUAUUUACAGAUGGUGAACCAAAUGACCCACCCAGCAGCACAUCCAAUCAGAUACUCGUACGCUUCCGCAGCAACUCGGAAAAAGGCGGACUUUUCAAGAUCAACUACCAAGCCUACAGACUCCAGUUCUGCUUGCCCCCUCCCAUCAUCCCCAAUGCAGAAAUCCUGAUGGCCAGCAAAGAGUUCAAAAUAGGUGAUAUAGUGCGUUACAGAUGUUUACCAGGGUAUCACCUCAACGGGAACAGCAUCUUAACCUGCCGUCUGGGCACGCACCUGGAGUUUGAAGGACCUCCACCUUCUUGUGAUGUUUUGUGUCCAAUGAAUGAGGUACUGACAGCUUCAACAGGAGUGAUACUGAGUCAGUCCCCAGGCAGCGGCUUCCCUCACUUUGAGUCCUGCUCCUGGGUGGUGAAAGUGGAGCCAGGCUACAACAUCUCCUUCACUAUUGAGUAUUUCCAGACCAGCAGACAGUUUGAUGAGCUUGAAAUCUUUGAUGGUCCUUCCAGACAGAGUCCUCUUCUUAUCACACUCAGCGGGAACUAUUCGUCCCCGCUGAGCAUCACCAGCUCUUCGAAUAAAGUCUACCUGCACUGGUCAUUUGAUCACACCUCCAGCCACAAAGGCUUUCGAAUCCGUUACACAGCCGCCUAUUGCAGUACUCCUAACCCUCCAGUGAAUGGCUCAGUGCACAGUCAGACAGGCACAAAGCUGGGCAGUACAUUGCGCUUCAGCUGUGACCAGGGCUUCCGCUUAAUUGGCCAGAGCAGUGCGGCUUGCACACGCACCCCAGAUGGCAUCUACCAAUGGAAUGCUCCUGUACCACUCUGCCAAGUUGUAUCAUGUGGAAUGCCCAUGGCUCCAGUGAAUGGCAGUGUGGUUGGACAAGAUUUCACGCUCGGUUUAAGGGUCACAUUUAAAUGUAACCCAGGUUUCCGACUGGCCAAUACCGUAGCUGUAUCAACAGUUUGUCAAGAGUCAGGGAGGUGGAGUCCUAUGGAGACGCCACCCCGCUGCAUACCUGUCACUUGCCCUGACAUUGGCCACUCGGCAGUGGACCACGGGAGAUGGAGGCUUAUCUACGGCAUGCAGAAUCAGUAUGAGGCCAUGAUGAUGCUCACCUGUGACCCUGGGUAUUUUUACAAGGGUCAAAGAGUCAUUCGUUGCCAAGCCAACAGCACUUGGGAUUACCCUGAACCCAGACCUGCAUGUGAAAUUAUUUCUUGUGGAGACCUUGGAACUCCACCCAAUGGAAAUAAGAUUGGCACACUGACUGUGUUCGGAGCAACAGCCAUUUUCGCCUGUAACACAGGUUAUACUCUAGUGGGCUCCAGGGUGAGAGAAUGCAUGGCCAAUGGCUUGUGGAGCGGAUCUGAGGUUCAGUGUCUUGCUGGUCACUGUGGCUCUCCUGACCCCAUAGUAAAUGGACAGAUAAUUGGUGAGAACUAUAAUUACAGGGGCAGCGUGGUUUACCAGUGUAACCCAGGGUUCAGACUUAUUGGCGUGUCAGUGCGCAUCUGUGAGCAAGAUCACCGCUGGUCUGGAAAACCUCCCGUUUGUGUCCCUAUCACAUGUGGACAUCCAGGAAAUCCUGCUAAUGGUAUGACCCAGGGAGCACAUUUCAACCUCAAUGACGUAGUUCACUUUGCCUGCAGUACCGGCUAUGUCCUACAGGGGGCCAUUAAGUCUCAAUGUCAAUCCAAUGGGCAGUGGAGCAACUCUCUCCCCAGAUGUAGAAUCGUGAACUGCACAGAGCCUGGGCAUGUGGAAAACAGUGUGAGACAGGUCCUGCCCAGUGGACCUCAUCGCUACAGCUUCCAGACUACAGUAUCUUACACAUGCAAUCCAGGAUACUACCUGCUGGGCACCAGCACGCUGACAUGCCAGGGUGAUGGCACCUGGGAUCGGUCACUGCCCAAGUGUCUCUUGGUGUUGUGUGAUCAUCCCAGCAUACCUCCUUACACACAGAUCUCAGGGGAGAGGAGAACAGUGGGUUCAGUUAUACGCUACAGCUGCAUAGGUCAUCGCACCAUUGUAGGCAACACCACCCGUGUGUGCCAGCUGAAUGGCCAGUGGAGUGGAUCACCACCACACUGUACUGGUGAUUCAGGCGGUAGAUGUGGUGACCCUGGUGUACCCGUGCAUGCUAUCCGUCUGGGAGAGCAGUUCUCUGUGGGCAGUGUGGUGCGCUUCAGCUGCGAGCCAGGAUAUGUGCUUCGUGGUUCUUUAGAGCGGACCUGCCUGGCCAAUGGCACCUGGCUGGGGACACAGCCUGAGUGCCAGGUUGUGUCUUGUGGCAAUCCCGGCACUCCUCGAAACGCUUUGAUCCAGUUCCAUGAUGGGCUGGUCUUUGCCCGCUCCAUCACAUACGCAUGCAGAGAGGGUUACUAUUCCAACGGCCUGCUCACACGCCACUGCACCGUCAACGGGACGUGGACUGGAGACAUGCCUGAAUGCACAGUUAUUAACUGCGGAGACCCAGGAGUGCCUGCAAAUGGCCUGCGACUGGGCAACGACUUCACAUACGGCAGCGCUGUUAGCUUCCAAUGUUCCCCAGGCUUUACCAUGGAUGCUGACCGUGCCUCCAAGCUCAUCUGCACAAAAGAUCGCACUUGGAAUGGCACCAAACCAGUGUGUAGAGCAAUUGUAUGUGGAACACCACCCAGUAUUCCUAAUGGCCAGGUGGUAGGAACUGACUUCCAGUGGGGCUCUAGCACCAGCUACACCUGUAACCAGGGCUAUCAACUCUCUCUGCCCACUGUCCUUACCUGUCAAGGCUCUGGCAACUGGAGUGGGGAAAGGCCACAAUGUUUCCCUGUGUUCUGUGGGGAUCCAGGGAUCCCAGCCCAGGGCCGGCGGGAGGACCAAGGAUUCACUUACCUUUCCUCUGUAUUCUUCUCCUGCUUUCCACCUCUGGUACUGGUCGGCUCCACACGGAGGUACUGCCAGUAUGAUGGAACCUGGAGUGGGAGUCAGCCAUCUUGUAUAGAUCCGAGUCACACAAGCUGUGUGGAUCCUGGAACACCCCUAUUUGGUUUUCAGAACAACACUCAAGGUUACCAGAUUGGCAGUACAGUGUUCUACAGCUGCAGAAAGGGUUACCUGCUCCUUGGCUCUAUUUCUCGUACCUGCUUGCCUAACCUCACUUGGAGUGGAAUGCCACCAGAGUGUAUUGCUCACCACUGUAGUCAGCCUGAACUUCCAGCACAAGCAGAUGCUAGAGCCAUAGAGCUGCCAUCUCUGGGUUACACUCUCAUCUACACCUGUCAGCCUGGCUUUUAUUUAGCCGGAGGCUCUGAACACCGCACGUGCAGACCUGAUGGCAGCUGGACUGGCAAGCCACCACUAUGUGCAGCUGAUAACAGACCAAGUGGAAAAACAGUUGGAAACGUGCAAGAGCCCCCUAACACAAAACUUCAUGUGCCUAGUGGAGUGUUUGCCCGGAACUCACUGUGGAGAGGCUCAUAUGAAUAUCUUGGGAAGAAGCAGCCAGCCAUGCUGAGCAUAACUGCUUUUGAACCAUUUAGUAACCGGGUCAAUGGCACCCUCAUGGACCACAGUGGAGUGCAGCUUAAUCUGGCUGGAACCUAUAAGAGAGAAGAGGCCCAUUUGUUGCUCCAAGUCUAUCAGAUCCGAGGGCCAGUGGAAAUCUUUGUCAACAAAUUCAAAAUUGACAACUGGGCACUAGAUGGACAUGUGUCAUAUAUGCCUUCAUCUAACUCCUUUGUAUAUCAAGGAUUUGUUCGAGGAAAAGGAUUUGGCCAGUUUGGGCUUCAGAGGCUUGAGGGGCUGGACCCAAAUGGGGAGAAUCUCAGCUACAAUUUUGCCUCUAACAGCAGUUCAGUGGCAGCAGCCAUCUUAGUGCCUUUUAUAGCCAUGAUUAUAGCAGGAUUUGCUCUGUACCUCUACAAACACAGAAAAAGACCUAAAGUACCCUUCAAUGGCUAUGCUGGCCAUGAAAACACCAAUGGAAGAGCAACGUUUGAAAACCCCAUGUAUGACCGUAAUAUCCAGCCCACAGACAUCAUGGCCAACGAGUCUGAAUUCACAGUCAGCACAGUCUGCACAGCCGUAUAGCCACUGUUCCUCCACAGGUUGACAUCGAAUUUUCUCCCCUGCCCACUCAAGUGCCCCCACAAGCAGGACCGGACUGUGUGGGUGGGCUGACAAACAUAGAAGCCUAUUUUCAUUUACUGAGAAGAUUCUAAUCAUUAUUACGCAAAAGAGAUCACACCCUGAUUAAGAAGCAGGAAAAAUUCUGAACAAGAAAACAAAUGCGUUCCUUAGUGGCAAAUACAGCCGUGUCUGUUAUCCCAAACUUCUUCUAUUCUUAUAUGUCUGCUAUUUCCCUUUUGUUUUGUUUUUUUUUUUGGGGUUUUUUUCUGGAAAGAGCUUUCAUGAAUCUUUGGCAUGGCAGAGAGGAUGCUUGUGAUUCUGUCACUUACAGAGAAAAAAACACGAGAAAAUGACAUGAUGGGGUUUCAGUAGCCAGAGGCUGACGUGUACCGUUUCUACUGGGUGAACAGGGAUUUGGGAUGAGUCUUGCUAUGGGCAGAACUAGUGAGAAGAACUUCCUGGACAGUCAGCGCUUCAUUUUGAUUUUCUACCUUUUCUUCAUGGAAUGCAUUUUGGUUGGUGUUUUUUUUUUUGUUUUGUUUGUUUUUUUUGUCUCCUUGCACAUUGAAGCUGCAAGAUUGCGGAUAAGUGCAGACUUUGUUCGCAUUACUGGAUCUCUCUGGCUGACACUUUCACUAUUGAUUCCUGUGAAAUUUUCACCUGAAGCCACAGAGCCUUGAAUUGAAGUGGAAUGAGAUUUUGAGGCUUAUUAGAAGACAAGGAUUAUAUCAUUAGCACCUUUCUCUACUUGUUCCAACCCAGAGGAUGGGGUGUUCUCUCUGCAGCAUUUCGCCAGCCUGGCUGAGAUUGGACAGGCUGUACAUGCCCCCUGAGGAGAACGCUGGGGCAGAAAAUAUGAAAGGAAAGUUGGGUUUAGGCAAUUCAUCUUUUUUGUUGUUGUUGUUGUUACUUACAGACGGUAUGGCAAUGCACUUGGAUGGUAUCUACAUUCCUCAAGGUGGGGCAGCAGCCUUUUGACAACCGUAUCAGUCAUUAGAGUGCAGUUGCAUUCCCUAAUAUCUUGAAAAUGAAGGCAGGUUCUGGAUGCUCAGGUCUGGGGAACUGUGGAGCUAGAGUGCAAAAGCAUGGUUCUUUACCUUUGUAUGUCGGUGGGAUGGAGUCUUUAGAGGGCUGUGACAUCUGAUAUUUAAAUAUCUUUACUUUCUUUUUGGAAAGGUUACCUAAAGUGAAGAGUCUGUGGAUUCCUGUAUGUAUCAAUGCCUUACACUGUAGCUAGUAUGCAACAUCAAGGCAAACUUUGACCGCAGUCAAUGAGGUUCUGUUUUUCUUUUGGUUUUGGUCAAGGGAACAAUCAAGGAAUGGUAUUGUUCACAGUGUUCCCAUCUCACUAUAUCAUACUGCAUGCAGAUUUUUUCUCUCACAAAGCAUUUUUUCUUACAGUUAAAUAUUAGGAAAAAAUGACAGGCACAUAUUCAAAUGUUAAAGGCAGAUUCUCAGAAUACCAGAAAUACAUGUCCAUUUCUUUUGCAAUUAUUUUCAACCCCAGAUUCCAUAGUUUAACCCUGUGAUUAGGAUGUUCUUGUGUACGUGUGGGUUUCCUCUGGUUCCUGCUUGUUGUUGGAUCGGCUAUGUUAAAUUGCCCCUAAUUGUGAAUAUGUGUGUGCGUGAUUCAAUGCAAUGCAUGACCUGUAUUCCAGAGUAAAUUCCCACCUCAUGAACAGUGUUCCCAGGAUAGGCUCUGGAUCCACUGUGACCUGAAGAGGAUAAAGCACGUACUGCAGAUGAAGAAAUAAAUUCAGGUCAGGGAUAGAAACAUGACACACUUUUUAAUUUCAUUGUCAGGGAGAGCCACUUAAUACACAGUCACUUUUACUAAUUGGGUGGAUGGUUAAAGACCAACCAUAGUGUGUUGUGGCUCUGCAUAUAUGCUCAAUGGGCUUGGAGAGUCAUCUAGUACUACUGAUACAUUGAUAUCUGCCUAUAAACGUAAUGAUUUAUUGUAUACGUUGCCAUGUAUUUCUGACCAUCAACGUUUUACUGAGUUUUUAAAAUCCCUGUUAUAGUUUAUCCAAUGCAUUUCUAUACUGUCACUUCUCUGUCAAUUCCAUCUCUCUUUUGGUAAUUGCUUUUCAUUUGUUUUACUUUUUAAAUCUGUAGCUUAUCUCAGUUACAUGGAUAUAUCACCCAGUGCCUGUUCCAAUUCUGAGUUGAGAAAAUGAUUGGAUUUCCCUUGUAUCUCACAGGCAAAACCGUUGCCAGGCACAUUGUACUAUACCAAUUGGCGAUGGGUUUGUUUUGCAGAAUAUUUUUUCUUGUUUUUUUUUUUCCUUGUUCUUCAUCAGAGUAGAAGGCCCCUCACUUAUACUCUGUGUCCUGCACAUUAGAUAUCAGUUAUUACUCUGUGUCCCCAAUCAUUUACAGUCCUAACAUGCAGGCGCUUACUGAUAGUCAUGCAAUGGCAAUUCUUUAUUAGGAUAGAUGGCAAAAAGGUUUUUACUCAGUUACUGCUUUGGCAUUAGAAUUUGUACAAAAUUACUCAUAAGAAAUCUCAUGAAAACACUUUCACUCCAUCAUUGAUUAUUUUCACUACAGAACCCCAGGCAUAAAGUUUUGCUUUUUCUUCAACAAAAUCCCUUCUUCUCUUUUGUUAUCUCUUCUAUUCUUUAUGCAUCUGAAACUAGAAAAAAAAAAAGUUUAGAACAAUUCAUAACUGAUGACCUCAGUUGUUUCUUGAGGUCUUUCUUUUACAGUUGUAACACCAUGUGCCUCACGGUACAUCCCUGUGAUGUAUUUGGCUCACAGAUCAUUUAGUCCUUCUUUAGUUCCCUAUUUGCCAGGUUGAUACUGUACAAGGGUCUGUUUAAAAAUAAUAAAAAACAACAGUUGGGAUGAAUUUCAAAGCCAAUACUUUCUCUUUCAUAUAAUAUGAUAUAAUAUGAAUCAUGUUUUCCAAAAGGGAAAGAAGACAAAUUCCACGUUUUAAAGACCUUUUAAUGAAUUCUCCGUAGUUUGUGAUCAUAAGACUUGAGGGAUUCUCACACAUCUUAAGAAAAAAAAAAAAUCUUUGGUCAUCAGGUAUAAUUGCUGUAUAUGUUAGUCUUUCCUGCUGUUUUCUGUUUUUUUUUUUUGUUUUGUUUUUUUUUUUUUUUUUAGAAAUAGUUUAAAACCAUAACAUUAAUAAUAGUCUAAUGCUGCUCAUUUGCCAAUGUAUUAUACAACUUUGGCUUACAAAAAUGAACCUAAUACACAAAAAUCCAUUAAAUAUUUGCACAUAAAUCUUCCCCGGCGAUCGUUUGGGUUCUUUGUAAUUAUUAUAGGUGUUCUUUGCUCUGCAGAAAUAAAAGGGAGGCAAGCAAGGUUUUGAAGUCGUGGUCUCGUCGGCAGUGAAGCUGACUCAUCUUUAUCACUUAUAGUCAGGUUUGCUUGACUCUCGCUGGUGAACUGAAAAGGGAUGUGCUUCAUUUCUUUGAUACACUCAAUUGAGUUUAUGUCAAACCCUCAUUAUUGUUGUUACAGUUGUUUUGUGUGGUGAAAUGUCUUUCUUUAUUAAUGAGGCAGAUUAAUUUUGACAUUAGUAUUAAUUGAAAGCACAUAUUUAAUGGAUUAAUUCCUUUGAUCCCAUGUAAUAUUUCAACUGUUGCUAUGACUACACUUUACAUCUCACUUGUGUAUCUCUUGUCUAAUGCCUCAUGUGGAUGAAGUAAGACAAAAAAGUCAACUUUAAUAUGGAAAUCUCCAUGUUAAAUUGAAUGUAACUCAAUUUUGUAUUGCCUGAAAUGUAUUGAAAUCACUUUUCCUUUAUAUUUCCCAUAUCACCUAAAGAAGAAUACUUAUCCCAAGCUCGUAAAAAAAGAAAUCAAAUAAUAGCAAGAUUAUAAAAUCUUUAAAAUUGUACAUAAGCUACAGUAUAUUGGAAUAGCGUUAUCCCCAGAGUACAUAUUCAAACAAUUUCAUUUAUAAAGCCACACACACACACACACACACACACACACACACACACACACACACACACACACGCACACACACACACACACUCCUUUAUCAUACAUUGUUUUAAUUGUUCAUUUAAAAAAAAGAACCCAGACUAGCGAUGCAUUCCUCUCCGCUCUGCAAGAGAGAAGUGCCCAACUUUGAGUGACUUAUAGACCUGCUUUGUCUAGCCAAAGCCUCAAGGAACACCAGUCAGACUGCAGUUCUAUGCUCUUUGACCAAAAGGGUUGUGUUGCAAAGCAAGUGUAAAAAUAUAUAUAUAUAUACAAAAAAAAACAGACUUGAAUGGACUAGCUUGAAUGGACUAGCCUGCUCUGAAUUACGAGGAAAAAGGAGAACAAAUAAAUGAAAAAAAAAAUAUUUUGUACAGAGAUAUAUUUUUAUGGAAACCCAUUUGUAAUAUAAAAAGAGAAAAAUUGAUUGACAGAUAUGUAAAUGUUUUUUCAUUAUUGUAGUACAAAUGCUAGUGGGGAAUAUAAAAAUAUCUAUAUACAAAGAGAAAAUAGAAACAAAGCUUUUUUUGUAAAUGUAUAAAAGAAAUGUAUAUACAUGUUUACAUAUUGUACAUAUGUAAUCCCCGACAUGGCUCGUCUGCAGUAUAUAAAAUGUAUUUUAUCCGUCUGUAUAUGAUGCUUUGCAUUGUGUUUAAGCUUAAACUUUCUUGAACCUGAAACAUAUUUUGAAGGUUUUUGAAUAAAAAAAAAUAAAAACA
Molecule: messenger RNA, 16132 nt
Organism: Tachysurus fulvidraco (yellow catfish)
Lineage: Eukaryota; Metazoa; Chordata; Actinopteri; Siluriformes; Bagridae
Gene: csmd2
Product: CUB and Sushi multiple domains 2
Exons: 71
Coding region: 622-11430 (3602 amino acids)
Source: RefSeq, a predicted model, not a curated record